Leishmania braziliensis MHOM/BR/75/M2904 is the source of this 1860-nucleotide messenger RNA. RefSeq lists its product as hypothetical. The record is from RefSeq and is a predicted model, not a curated record. Lineage: Eukaryota; Euglenozoa; Kinetoplastea; Trypanosomatida; Trypanosomatidae. The coding region runs from base 1 to 1860 and encodes 619 amino acids. The transcript has a single exon.
AUGGGGUCAUCAUCCUUGUCCUUGCCGUCGGCGCCGUGCUGCUCGUGCGUACUGGGUACACUGCCUGAUGUACUGAGGUGUGCCGUGGCGCAGGGCAAACACGGUGGCGUUACCGCUUAUCUUGCCUCUGAGCUACCUCACAAUUCACAGAUCUGGAAGGAUAGUAGUUGGGGGCAAGUCGGCAAUGCGUGUGCCUCUGCUGAGUCGACGGGAACGUAUGCGGUUUUUGAAGAUGCAAUAAAUUGCUGCCAGUGGACGGUCGAGCUGGUCGCUGCGAGUGUGACUGGCGAUGGCGAUACGGGAGAUACGGGAGAUACGUGGUGGGCGAAUCCAGAGGACCUUGCCGCCAUAGACGCAACAGAAGCCGCUGAACCGAUCUCGUGCGUUCCGUAUCAGCAAGAAGGGAGUUCAGGAGGCGGCUGCUCAUCGCGCAUUACCGGGAUGCGCUACUACAUGAAGCCCGACACGUGGAGGCAGACGUUUCUUUCACGCAGGCACGAGACGACAACGACAGGCCGCAUCCCCAGCGCGGUUCCACACUCUGACUCAGCAGGCACAGCCGAAGCCACUCGUUCGAAUCCAAGAGAAAGUAGCAGAGAUGCUCAUACACAUCGCCUGGGGACACCUUCGGCACUUCGCACUGUAUCCUCCGUGGUGACCGCGACGGCCGCCGAAGAGGCAUUGUCGUUAUCCGCAGCGUCUUCCCCUCUACACGACCUUUCCUUGCACCAGCUGGUGGAGCAGCAUGCCGCACUUGUGCGGCGCUUGGUGCAGGUGCUGGCCCCUCAGCGGCACACCAUCUCCCAUGUUAUUCGUGAAGUGUGCACGGCAGCCGUCCCCUCGCCCUCGUCCAGCGUUAAACGCCGCGUCUGCAUACUUUCGUCGUCUGAUGCGUCGAAUGCGGAGACAAUGCAGUACACUGAGAGCGACGUCGCCGCGGCUAUCGAGCAGCUUACCUCUUCUCACCCUCGUCAACCAAGGCUACGUGAACUUAAGACUGACGGCUACUUGUUCAUGAAUGUGGACGGGUUUGCUGAUGGAGAGACGCGGCAUAAGGCGGUGAAUCGUGCCUACCCGGCCCUCGCGUUGCACUGGCCUGCAUCAGGGCAGCAGAUGGACAGGAUGGAGCGCUAUGUCGACCGUGAUGUUGUGCUGGACACUCGAAAGAGGCACCCCGAGCUGAGUGGAGAGAAGGCAGAUCAGACGCCGCAGCGAAAGCGAGACCGCUCGUUGUCCAGCGCUGCAUCGCAUGCGCCAAGCGAGGAGGAAGACGAGGAGCACAGAACAGGGCCCCCCGGCUCCGCCAGCGCUCCGCCGUCCCCACUAUUGGAUACGGCGGCAGCACCAGAAAAGACGGCAACGAUGGCAACGACUCAACGCUUCUUUCAAUCUCUGCGGGAGUAUCCGAAAUCUCUUGAGCCCGGUAACUUGCAUGUGUGGGCUCGCGGCACCGCAGCUCAGCGGGCGCGUGAGUAUCUGGAGGCUGCUGUGAGGUUGACACAAAGAUUGGCGUCCACUGCUGGUGCGCCUUCUGAUGCAGCUACCCUCGGCCCACUGCCGGUCACGAAGGAAGAGGAUGUGGCAGCGUUGCGCAACCAGUACGAUGCUCUCACAGCCUCAGAAAGUUUCUUGGAGGAGAAGCUGCGCGCCUAUAGGGACACGGUUCACGAACUACGCGGCUGGUACCACAGUGAGCUGUGCACGCAGCAGUUUUGCUACGAGCUGGAGGCGUGGCUGCAGACACAAGAAGAGAGUCGUGCCGUGCUGACAGACUUAUACGUUCAAGUGCACACUGCGCGUUACAGGCUACAGCGCGACCUCUUUGACUACCUACAUCUGCACGCGCUGGGAGUACUAUGA